AUGGCUCUUUUAACCUCCCCUCUCAAACCCACCUCCCCAUUAUUGCCGGAUAACCAAGAAUCCGAUCAAAAAAGUGACGAUCAGAAGCUUCUGGCGGCGGAGGAGAACGGGCUCGAGCGGCUGAAGCGCCACCGUGUGGCGGUGGCGGGGCAGGUUUGGAUCCCGGAGAAAUGGGGUAAGGAAGAGCUUUUGAAGGAUUGGAUCGACGGCUCCGCAUUUGAAGCUUCUUUGUUCCCUUCUGGGAUUGUGUCGGCUCGCCGGGCUUUAGCUCGAGAAGCUAAGAGAUCGUCGCCGAAUAAUAACUCCGCCACCGCCUCCGCCGCUGCCGGAGCUUUGAGAAUAUUGAACAGUUGUUGA
Cucurbita pepo subsp. pepo (vegetable marrow) is the source of this 357-nucleotide messenger RNA. The record is from RefSeq and is a predicted model, not a curated record. Lineage: Eukaryota; Viridiplantae; Streptophyta; Magnoliopsida; Cucurbitales; Cucurbitaceae.